This is a messenger RNA of Bufo bufo (common toad), 1384 nucleotides long. Its product is annotated as oocyte zinc finger protein XlCOF6.1-like. NCBI's taxonomy places the organism in Eukaryota, Metazoa, Chordata, Amphibia, Anura, Bufonidae. The transcript has a single exon. The record is from RefSeq and is a predicted model, not a curated record. Gene Ontology annotation, biological process: regulation of transcription by RNA polymerase II. Bases 33 to 1238 code for a protein of 401 amino acids. Gene Ontology annotation, molecular function: RNA polymerase II cis-regulatory region sequence-specific DNA binding; DNA-binding transcription factor activity.
AAAAGCCCAGCAAGAAUUCUGAGGGAAAGUUCAUGUUGUCAUUAAAUUAUAAAGCUGAAGAUGAGCACAUCAUGCAGCGCUCUGCCACGGAGAACCUCAUUCCCGUUAAUGUAUAUCCAGAACUUUACAGUACAGAUCUAUCAUAUAAUCCCCUUAAUUAUGAGGAACCUUCUCCUGACCAAUCGCACAAUAUUACCACACAUACAAAUCUGAAAGGGAGUGAAAGAUUUCAUUGUGGUAAAGAGUUCACAAAAAGCUCAGGUUUUCCUACACACAAAAGAAUUCACGCAGGAGAGAAAACAUAUCAAUGUUCAGUAUGUGGGAAAUAUUUUACAUAUAAAUCAUAUCUUGUUAGACAUGAGAGAAUUCACACAGGAGUGAAGCCGUAUUCAUGUUCAGUAUGUGGGAAAUGUUUUACAAUUAAAUCAAAUCUUGUUAUACAUGAGAGAAAUCACACAGGAGAGAAGCCGUAUUCAUGUUCAGAAUGUGAGAAAUGUUUUACAGUUAAAUCAACUCUUCUUAGACAUCAGAAAUUUCACACAGGAGAGAAGCCAUAUUCUUGUUCAGAAUGUGGGAAAUGCUUUAUAAAUAAAUCAAAUCUGGUUAAUCAUGCUAGAAGUCACACAGGAAAGAAACCAUAUUCAUGUUCAGAAUGUGGGAAAUGUUUUACAGAUAAAUCAUAUCUUGUUAUACAUGAGAGAAGUCACACAGGAGAGAAGCCGUAUUCAUGUUCAGAAUGUGGGAAAUGUUUUACAAUUAAAUCAAAUCUUGUUAUACAUGAGAGAAAUCACACAGGAGAGAAGCCGUAUUCAUGUUCAGAAUGUGAGAAAUGUUUUACAGUUAAAUCAACUCUUCUUAGACAUCAGAAAUUUCACACAGGAGAGAAGCCAUAUUCUUGUUCAGAAUGUGGGAAAUGUUUUAAACAAAAAUCAGAACUUGUUACACAUGAGAGACGACACACAGGAGAGAAGCCAUAUUCAUGUUCAGAAUGUGGGAAAUGCUUUACACAAAAAUCAGAACUUGUUACUCAUGAGAGACGACACACAGGAGAGAAGCCAUAUUUAUGUUCAGAAUGUGGGAAAUGUUUUACAGAUAAAUCAAAUCUUGCUAAGCAUAAGAGACAACACACAGGAGAAAAGCCAUAUUCAUGUUCAGAAUGUGGGAAAUGCUUUUCAGAUAAAUCAAAUCUUGUUAAGCAUAAGAGAAGUCACAGAGCAGAGAAGCCAUAUUCAUGUUGAGAAUGUGGGAAAAGUUUUAUACAAAAAUUAGAUCUUGGUUUCACAUAUGAAUUAUCUGAUUUCUACUAUUUUCACAUAUUUUAGCAUAUCAGGUUAUUCAUUAAUCUUAAAGGCUCAAUAAGAAGGUUUAUUUUUGGAAGUAACUA